This is a messenger RNA of Colletotrichum costaricense, 558 nucleotides long. RefSeq lists its product as uncharacterized. The record is from RefSeq and is a predicted model, not a curated record. The transcript is spliced from 2 exons. The coding region runs from base 1 to 558 and encodes 185 amino acids. NCBI's taxonomy places the organism in Eukaryota, Fungi, Ascomycota, Sordariomycetes, Glomerellales, Glomerellaceae.
AUGUCAGAGAAAGACGCUGCCUCAGUAUCUAUCGCAGUAACAGACUACCGAAUUCUUCGAUCAAAGUUCAUCCGCCAAGCAAUGGACGGGCUCAACGCCAGGUUCGACAUCCUCGUCCAAGCUGAGCCUCCAAUAUCCAACAUCUACACCCAGAUUCCUCAGCGUUGUCAUCGAACUUGCACACUGUCACCUCCCACUCUCUCGAUACUACCCACAUUCACCAAGCUUUAUACGUACCAAGGUGUCGGAAACGUCUCCUUCUCGUUCAAAAUGCAGUCCUCCCGCUUCCAGUCCAUCACCUCCCGCUUCUCUCCGAGCACACUCAGAACCACCUUCCGCCGCUCGUCAUCAGCAUCGUCCCGUGCCAGCAGCGACCGAGGCUCCUUUACUACCACGGCAUCGUCUCCCGUCAGCACAAUCAACAGCAUCGUCUUCCGUCAGCCCUCGAUGCUUGACCUCGAGGAAGAGCGCAAGAGCUUCGGAAGCGAGCUCAGCAUUCUUGAGCCACGCCCUGUUCUCUACUUUGGCAGCGUCGAGGAGCGUAUUGGAUCACUAUAA